AUGGAACACGAAUACGUGCUUGAUAGAACGCCAGAAAAAAACAGCAGAUACUUGAAGGAGAGGAUGGUCUGUGCAGUGACAGGGGAGGAAGUGGAGAUGGAGUACGUGGAGGGAAGAAAGAUAGGCUCAGGGACUUUUGGCCUUGUGUUUCUCAUUAUUCUCGGGGGAGUCUCUGGAUAUGCGCUGAAAAGAGUCUUUGAGAAGAAGAGCUACAUGAACAGAGAGCUGGAAAUACUGAAGAACAUUUCGCACCCGUCGAUUGUAAAGAUGUUCUGGUACUUCUACGGGACAAGAACAGAAGAAGGCGUGUAUUUAAACAUUAUUAUGGAGUAUGUGAAAACAGAUGUGUACACUUUUAUUAAAAAUAGAGAGUAUGUGGGAAGAGAUGACUACAUUGCGUAUGCUGUGCAGCUGCUGGAUGGCCUGUCGUAUCUGCACUCGAAGGGAAUAGCGCACAGAGACAUAAAGCCAUCAAAUAUUUUGAUAGAUGAAAAAGAAAAAAUACUGAAGAUUUGCGAUCUUGGCAGCGCAAAAAUGAUAGUAAACGCAGAGAACAAUGUGAUCUACAUCUGUUCAAGGUACUACCGCGCGCCUGAGAUACACCUGGGGAAGGAAUACGAUCUGAAAAUAGACGUGUGGUCUGCAGGGUGCGUGCUGUUUGAGAUGGUUACGCAUCAGAUCCUCUUUGGAGGAGAAAGUGCUGAAGCGUGCCUGGCGAGGAUUAGAUAUGUGCUGAAACACAGGACACUGUCCUAUCUAAUGGAGAAGGCGUCAAGACACGAUCUCCUGGACUGUCUCGAUAUUAUUGAGAAAAUGCUUUCUUUCGACCCUGAGACAAGAAUAAGCGCAGAGGACGCUCUAAUGCAGUUCAAGAGUCUUCAAACAAAACAGAACGAGUGGGUGUAA
Molecule: messenger RNA, 906 nt
Organism: Nematocida minor
Lineage: Eukaryota; Fungi; Microsporidia
Product: glycogen synthase kinase 3 beta
Exons: 1
Coding region: 1-906 (301 amino acids)
Biological process (GO): signal transduction; protein phosphorylation
Cellular component (GO): cytoplasm
Molecular function (GO): ATP binding; protein serine/threonine kinase activity
Source: RefSeq, a predicted model, not a curated record